Molecule: messenger RNA, 762 nt
Organism: Thlaspi arvense
Lineage: Eukaryota; Viridiplantae; Streptophyta; Magnoliopsida; Brassicales; Brassicaceae
Source: the annotation of a GenBank genome assembly
CCCGAUUAGUCGAUUUGUCUCUGUUUCGUUUCGUAUAGUCAAUUUCUGAGUUGCUGAUUUCUCUUCUCUAUUUGUGAUGUUGCUUUGUUACAAAUGGUUUCAGUAGCAAUGGCGACAACAAGUGAGAAACAGAACAACACAAACCCUCCGAAUGGUGAUGAGGCUGAAGAUUCAUCAGCUUCCAAUGCAUAUGUGGAUGACGUAGAGGCAGAAGCAAAUGCUAAUUUCCAUCAACUGUUUACUGGUCAGUCGAGUGUUGAUGCAGUGGUUGAAAUGCUUUCCCGAUACAAGAACUCUUUGGCUCAGAGGGAAAAUUUAAUUUUUGAAUGCAUGAUUGCUAAUCUGUUCGUGGAAUAUCGGUUCUUCCCCAAGUAUCCUGAGAGACAGCUGAAAAUCGUCUCCAUCCUCUUUGGUUCUAUUAUCAAGCACCAGCUUAUAAGUUCCCACAGACUGAAGAUGGCCCUGCGUCAAGUCUUGGAUCCUUUGCGUAAGCCUGCAGAUUCAAAAAUGUUUCUGUUUGGGAGCAUAGCUCUGGAACAGUUUGUGAAUCGUUCUGCUGAAUUGCACCAGCAAUUAUCUGACCUGCGUACCACUCACCCUGAGCUAGUCACUGUUAUUGAUCGGAUAUCAUCAAAUAACUCGGAACCCUGAUCAGAAAUGUGACAUGUUUUUGUUUGCUUGUUCUUCUAAUAAUGUUAAUUGCCUUACCUCAUCCUCGACAUCUUAUAACAAUAAUUGUGAGAUUGGGUCAUUAACUAGUAG